Molecule: messenger RNA, 4763 nt
Organism: Alligator mississippiensis (American alligator)
Lineage: Eukaryota; Metazoa; Chordata; Crocodylia; Alligatoridae
Gene: CASD1
Product: CAS1 domain containing 1
Exons: 18
Coding region: 114-2507 (797 amino acids)
Cellular component (GO): Golgi membrane
Molecular function (GO): N-acetylneuraminate 9-O-acetyltransferase activity
Source: RefSeq, a predicted model, not a curated record
GCUCCUCCCCGCCGGGGACCGUGGCGGCCGCGGCGGAGCAGGCUUCGCUCCCCCUCGCUGCCGCCGGGGACCCCGCGCCCGCUCUCGCAGCCCGUUGUCAUGGAGGAGCCAAGAUGGCGGCGCUGGCCUACACCCUGGGCAAGCGGGAGAUCAACCACUACUUCAGCGUGAGGAGCGCCAAGACGCUGGCGCUGGGCGCCGUCCUGCUGCUCGCUGUCUGCCACGCCGCCUCGCGCCGCUACCGAGGUGAUGAUACGUGUGAGUAUCUUAUCUCCAGUGGGAGAUUUCUUGGAGAAAAAGUAUGGCAGCCCCACAGCUGUAUGAUGCACAAGUAUAAAAAUAGUGAAGCAAAAAACUGUCUCAUAGACAAAUACAUUGCAUUUGUAGGAGAUUCCAGAAUUCGGCAGUUGUUUUAUUCUUUUGUAAAACUCAUAAAUCCUCAAGUCAAGGAAGAAGGAAAUAAGCAUGGAAACAUUCCUUUUGAAGACACAUCUGCUUCAAUUAAAGUGGAUUUUCUAUGGUAUCCAGAAGUUAAUGGUUCCAUGAGGCAGCGCAUCAAAACUUGGACUGAGGGUUCUGCUGCAAAACCUCAUAUAAUUGUAGCAGGAGCAGCCACGUGGUCUAUCAAGAUACACAAUGGAAGCAAUGAAGCUCUUGCACAAUAUAAAGUCAAUAUCACUUCAAUUGCACCCCUUUUGGAAAAAUUAGCAAAGAGUAGUGAUGUUUACUGGGUCUUACAAGAUCCUGUCUAUGAAGAUCUGUUGAGUGAGAGUAGAAAAAUGAUCACUAACAAGAAAAUAGACGCUUUCAAUGAAGUGGCAGUCCGUAUUCUGAACAGCAGCUCCAGAAAUUCCAAAGAUAAAGUUAAAAUGUUCAGUGUAUCGAAACUGAUAGCACAAGAAACUAUCAUGAAGUCUUCAGAUGGCCUGCAUCUUCCCGAAUCAAGCAGAGAAAUGAACGCAAUGAUUCUUAUGAACGUCUGGUGUAACAAGAUUAUGAAGCCUAUUGAUGGUUCCUGCUGCCAGCCCCAGCCUCCCUUCACUCUGAUACAGAAGCUAGCAUUUUUCUUUUUUACUUUAUCGAUUAUUGGAUAUUUAAUUCUCAACUUAAUUCAUCGUAAUAAUCAUCGGAAGAACAAACCAUGCACCGAUUUGGAAAGUGGAGAGGAGAAAAAACCUGCUAUCAAUAUACCCAUUUCUACUCUAGAGCUGCUUUUACAGUCCUUCUGCAAGUUAGGUCUAAUCAUGGCCUAUUUCUAUCUUUGUGACAGAGCAAAUCUAUUCAUGAAGGAAAACAAAUUUUAUACACACUCCUUUUUCUUCAUACCCAUCAUCUACAUCUUGGUUUUGGGGGUUUUUUAUACCGAAAACACCAAAGAGACUAAGGUGUUAAAUAGAGAACAGACAGAUGAAUGGAAAGGCUGGAUGCAGCUUGUUAUUUUGAUUUAUCAUAUCUCUGGAGCAAGCACUUUUUUGCCUGUGUACAUGCACAUUCGAGUUCUGGUUGCUGCAUAUCUGUUCCAAACAGGUUAUGGGCAUUUCUCGUACUUUUGGAUAAAAGGAGACUUUGGAGUAUACAGAGUGUUUCAGGUUUUAUUUCGUCUCAAUUUCUUGGUUAUGGUGUUAUGCAUAGUGAUGGAUCGACCUUACCAGUUCUAUUACUUUGUUCCACUUGUCACUGUCUGGUUUAUGAUCAUCUAUGUUACAUUAGUAGUAUGGCCUCAGAUAGUCCAGAAGAAAGCAAACGGCAACUGCUUCUGGCACUUCGGCUUACUGCUGAAACUAAUUUGCUUACUCAUGUGUAUAUAUUUUCUGUCAUAUUCUCAGGGUGCAUUUGAGAAGAUAUUUUCUCUGUGGCCAUUGUCCAAGUGUUUUGAGCUGAAUGGAAAUGUCUAUGAAUGGUGGUUUAGAUGGAAGUUAGACCGCUAUGUUGUCUUUCAUGGCAUGUUGUUUGCUUUUAUCUACCUGGCGUUACAGAAGCGACAGGUGCUUUCAGAGGGGAAAGGCGAGCCUCUCUUCUCCAACAGAGUUUCAAAUGUUUUAUUAUUUAUUUCAGUGGUUUCCUUUUUGACCUACUCUAUCUGGGCUAGUAGCUGUAAAAAUAAAACUGAGUGCAAUGAACUGCAUCCUUCUGUUUCUGUGGUGCAGAUUUUAGCUUUCAUCCUCAUCAGGAACAUUCCUGGAUAUAUCCGUUCUGUAUAUAGCUCAUUCUUUGCCUGGUUUGGUAAAAUAUCUUUGGAGUUAUUCAUCUGCCAAUACCACAUCUGGCUGGCAGCAGAUACAAAGGGAAUCUUGGUACUCAUUCCUGGAUAUCCUAUGCUUAACAUCAUUGUCAGCACUUUUAUAUUUGUGUGUGUGGCGCACGAAAUUUCUCAGAUCACCAAUGAUCUAGCACAGAUUGUCAUUCCUAAAGAUAAUGCAACUCUUUUGAAAAGGUUGCUGUGCAUAGCUGGAUUUUUUUCUGGACUCCUCUUCCUGUCAGCAGUUCAAGAUCAAUCAAGGCAUUAAUUUCAAGAGAUACUUUGAAACUUAUUUCAGGCUUAUUUUGUAUCUGCCUGAACAAAAAUAACCAACUGGAGGUACAACAAAACCACUUGUAUGUUGCUGAGCAGCACAAGAAGACAUUUAAAUGAAGUAUAUUGAACAUGUAUAUAGUGGAAAUGUACAUAUGUUAUGUGGAAAUCUCUUCAAGGAACCUGAGAAACAGGAAUGCACUGUACAGAAUUGCAUGUGAAAAUUUUUUUCUACUGGAUAUAUAUUUCUGUUUACAUAUCUAUUUUAACAUAACAUGAAGAAGUUAAAUAGGUGGCUUGGCAACAUCAAUUAGAGAUCGUUGAAUUAACUUUUCUUGAGACCACUAAAUGGUGGAUAUUUACUGAUGUACUACAGCUAAGACAUAAGAUGUGCUUUAAGUGUACUCCAUUAGGAACUGUUUUGUUAACAGCAAAGUGGACUUGAUAUAUGACUUCCUAGUAAAUGACUGUUUUAUAGCUGAAUUUGGAAUAUGAAGUUACCUUCCUGGUCAUCCCAGGAACCAAGUGUUAACUCAUCAUUUAGGGAUGAAUAUUUUGGAUGUAGCAAGCAUGUACUAUAUGAAACCCUUUAUCCAAUCAACAAAAAAAAGCAGCAGCUUAAAGUGAUUGCACUUAGAAUUAUACCCAGAUUUGCAUCAAACAUCAUGUUUUUACUGAAGACAAUUUUCAGCAAAUAUUCUUUAGCUCUAGUAACUAGAUCAUUAAGAAUGCUUAAGUAAUUUUAUUUUUACUUUCUAAAAGUAUGUUUGUGUUUUCAUCAGUUAAAAAACUGAUUCUACAAUAUUAAUACAGUCCUGGUGAAAAACAGAUGAUAAGCAAGCUUCAGAUUCAGCCAAAUAUUAAACAUUCCCAUCCUUUUCUUAUCGCAUCUAACCCAACCAUACCUACUACUUCAGGUUUUAUGAAGAAGGGGAAAUUAGAGGCACAAUAGUUUCAGAACCCCCACAUCGCAAAUAACUUGAAUAAAAUUUCACUUUGGAACUGUAUUAGAUUCUGCAGUAAUGUUUUCAGUGAAAAAAUGAAGAACCAACCUGAUGAAUAGCAUGAAGAAAAGGGGUUGAGCGAGUGGUUGGUCUGGCUAGCAGCAUUGGGUACCUCUUUAAAUUAGGAGAGAGAGAAGACUGAGGGCCUCUUGGGGGCACUGGCUUUUCUAUCUAUAUUUAGCAGUCUCAUUCCUCCUUUGUGAUUCAAGGUCAGAAUCUAACGCUUCAUUUUAUUCUCUUUAUUAUGAAUCUCCUAAUAAAGUAAAACUGAAAGGAAUAGCACUUCAAAUUAGAAAUGGCAGGUUUGUAAUUUACAUUCUGCAGAAUCAGUGGAACUUGAUUAUGCUUUCAUCUUUUGAACUAUAUAUAAUAUUGGUUCAGCCUCCAGAUAUUUUGAGGAGGUUGGUUUCAAUAAUGCUUUGAGAUUGUCACUUGUUGGCUUCAUUCUGCUGCUGCUGAAUACUGUUUAGCACUUGAACAAUGAAUACAGUAUUGUUUUCUAUGUCAUGUACAAUGCUAUAUAAUGAUUUUUAAGUUAUACAUUAAGUAUUCUGAGAUGUAUUUUCUGAUACGGUCUCAGCUGAAUUGUGGAGUGUGGACUUGCUAAGUUAUCUGUGUCUGCAGAACUUUCUAGCAGUGAAAUAGCUGCAAAAUUGUUUCAGUAAAGAAAAUAAUUCUGUAAGAAUGAUGGACCCAGUGGUGAGCUUUAAAAAAAAAAAAAAAAAGCUAAUAUUCAAUAGUGUACUCUUACUGCAUUAUUUAGCAACCUUGUUGGGUCUAUUGCCUAGUCUGACAAGCUGGAGAAAAUAUACUCAAUGCUUUCUCAGUUACUUGUUCUUUGUGUAUGUUGUUUCCAGUGUUUUGAAAACUCUUAGUCACUAAUUGGGACAUCUGAUUUACAGAAAAAAUGGUUAUAGCUGAACACUGUUGAGCUGGUUCAGGGUUUUAAUGCAGAGGUUGCAUGCAGCCUUCAUUAGGAGGAAAGGGGGUGAGUUUGGAGGAAUUGUUUUGUUUUGUUCUUCACAAACUAAGUAUUGUAGAUAUUUUGUUUAUCUGUUGUACAGAUUUGUUUAAAAAUUAUUUUUAAUGUUUGAAAUAAUGCACUUGUUUGCUAUUACUGUAUGUGGGAUAAAUAUAUUUUCUUUUAAGGUUAUGUGAAAAUAUGAAGUAAUUUAAACAUUAAAUAAAUGUGCUGUGGAUGCUUACUUUGUAAUGGAAGGAGCAUCAAUAAAGUAAAGGGUGUUUUU